Molecule: messenger RNA, 3232 nt
Organism: Seriola dumerili (greater amberjack)
Lineage: Eukaryota; Metazoa; Chordata; Actinopteri; Carangiformes; Carangidae
Gene: marchf5
Product: membrane associated ring-CH-type finger 5
Exons: 6
Coding region: 366-1238 (290 amino acids)
Molecular function (GO): zinc ion binding
Source: RefSeq, a predicted model, not a curated record
GUCAAUGGAGUCAAACGGUCACGCCAAUGCGAUGAUAUUAGUGACAAACAAGGCCGUAGCCGAUGUAAAGAGGAUUUUUACGUGAGUUAGUGCAUCGGUCGCAGAUAGAUGCUGUUUAGACUGUCAUGACCGUGCAGGAAUAGUUUUAUGCUAAAUAAUUGGCUCGUUUGCAGCUGACGCCGUGUCAACACAAAGGCCUAUGCAGCUAGUUAGCGUUAGUUCCUCAGCUAGCUAGCAAGUGGUUUUACUCCAACCUCAGCUGCAGCAAAUUAACAGGCGUGCCAUUUUAAUGUUUUAUCUGUAACGCAGUUAAUCCCCUAUACUAAGAAGAAAGCAUUUGAGUAUUGUUUUGCUUCUCAACGAUAAUGGCGGAACAGGGUGCAGUGGUCAUGCAGCAGAAUUUGGACAGGAGCUGUUGGGUGUGCUUCGCCACAGACGAGGACGACCGCACGGCAGAGUGGGUGCGUCCGUGUCACUGCCGUGGCUCCACCAAGUGGGUUCACCAGGCCUGUCUGCAGCGCUGGGUGGAUGAAAAGCAGCGGGGCAACAGCACGGCGCGCGUGGCCUGCCCACAAUGCAAUGCAGAAUACCUCAUCGUCUUUCCCAAACUGGGUCCCGUGGUCUACGUGCUGGACCUGGCCGACCGGCUCAUCUCUAAGGCCGGACCCUUUGCAGCUGCUGGCAUCAUGGUGGGCUCCAUCUACUGGACUGCUGUCACCUACGGAGCUGUCACUGUCAUGCAGGUGGUGGGCCAUAAGGAGGGCCUGGAUGUCAUGGAGCGGGCCGACCCUCUGUUCCUGCUCAUUGGCCUGCCCACCAUCCCGGUCAUGCUGAUCCUCGGCAAGAUGAUCCGCUGGGAGGACUACGUCCUGCGUCUGUGGAGGAAGUAUUCUAACAAACUGCAGAUCCUCAACAGCAUCUUCCCAGCUCUGCUGCUGUUUUCUGUCUCUAAAGGGAUUGGCUGUCCAGUUCCUCGGAUCCCCGCAGAGGCCAGCCCCCUGGCAGACCAUGUGUCGGCUACACGGAUCCUGUGUGGCGCCCUAGUCUUCCCCACCAUCGCCACCAUUGUGGGGAAGCUCAUGUUCAGCAGUGUCAACUCCAACCUGCAGAGGACCAUCCUGGGAGGUAUCGCAUUCGUGGCCAUCAAGGGAGCGUUUAAGGUGUAUUUCAAACAGCAGCAGUACCUGAGGCAAGCCCACCGUAAGAUCCUCAACUUCCCCGAGCAGGAGGAAGCCUGAGGAGGAGGCGCAGUCCAGAGGGAGGACCGCUCCACGAACCACACACGCAUACACACACACACCCAUCCGCUGAAGGGGUGAGGGUGGGGAGGAGGAGAUGAACAUGUCAAGUCAGACCCCUGAGCAGGAAGUGCUGGUGAAACAGACUAGGAUCAGUGUCACCCUCAUUUACCUACUCCUCACCCCUCUCACCCCUCCUCCCUUCUGGAGCUGACAUUCAAUGCAAGGAUCCCCAUCACCGCCACCUCGCAUCGUUUUUAAUCUUCUGACGCUUUCAUUCGGUGAAGACUGGAAAAGACUUGUGGACACAGACUGGAGCACGUUUGCAGUUACACAUACACACAUUAACACACACCUCUCUUUCCCAAGAACUUGCGCAGGGUGGAUGUGUCUCACCGAUCACAUAACUAAUACUUGCUGUAAACUUAACUGUAUUUUAAAGGAAAAAAAAUGCGGGGCAUGUGUAAUUAUAAAGUUUUAUAAAUAUUAAUAAAUGAUUGUUUUAUAAUGUUUAUUUUGCAGAUUUGAGAAGUCCCCUCUGCCAAUGUUAGGGGCUUUAUAUUGAAUGAGGAACAAUGUUUAGUGUAUGGAAUGUAUUAAUGAUAAAAUAAUAAAAUGCGUUUAAGAGUUGUGAGUCAUGAUGCAGUAAAUUAACUACGGCCAGGAGGAAAACGUGACUGUUGAGGUUGAAUCUUAAUACUUCACUAUGAAACCCUAACACUGACCACAGAUCAGAAGUUUAAGUAGGUGUGUGUUUUAGACCCUGCAUUUUGAUUUUGUUUUUUUUUUCACAUGCCUUGGCGGUGUUCAUGUCUGUAGCUUUAUCUCCAUUUUACAAGAAGCUCUUAUGUGGUGUGUUUUAACGCUCAUCGCCCAACACAGCACUUCAGGUUAGUCUGAGCUCCUGAAGCCUGUUGCCAUGAGACCGUCUCCACCGGUCGUGUGGAUGUUGUAGUCCUUUCAGAGCUUGUUGCACUGACUGGAUUUGGGACUGAGACACAGUUUUUAAAGCUUCGGGUGACUCGCACACGAUGUUGGAUGGAGCACUUUUCAUUGGGGUGAAAGUACUCAAACUCCUCCGCUUGGACUCGUUCUAUGUGGCUUUUAUUUAAAAUACAAUUCCUUUCUUUUUUUUUUUUCUCCUUUCCCCAACAUGUGAUGGGACUGCUGUGUUGCCUGAGUGUGAAGUGCAGCUCAGGUCAGACUGUGGUUGGUUGCAGACACGAGUGAAACUUGGACAGUGGAAAUUUGAAAUGAGUCAUUGGAGCAGCUGACACUUUGGCAGGACUCCUGUGGAAAUUAAAGGGUCAGUUCACCCAAAUGACAAGCCAUAUUUUCUCACUUAAUACAAGUGGUGCAGAUAGUUUGUGUUUUUGAUUUCUGCUUCCACACUGACACUACAGAUAAAUGUCAUUGAAAAUGUGCCCUUUCAUUUUUUACAAUCUAAUUUGGGAUAAUUUCUUCAGUAGACAAUGAAAACUUUUCUCUUACUAUAAUAUUUAAAUGCUAUUACUACAUCAGAAGAGAUUAACUGGGGGAGAAAAAGCUUGAUAAAUAAAGCUCUGGAUCUUCAUUAAAGGCAGGAGAGAGGGGGCUUAUUAUCUCUGAACUGACUCUUUAAUGUUGCUUUACAUGAUACGAAAGAGGUUGUAAAUCAUUGGGAGCAUAAUGUGACUAUCAGUGUCAUUCAUUUCAUGUGGCAAAUCGUGGUGUGUUUUGCUGUUUUCUGCCCCUCAGGUGAGAAACAUGAGAACCUAUGGUAUGUGACGCAACGCCGAACACUUGGAAUAUUGAACCUGCACAUGUAAAACUGUGCCUGCUUUACAGAUGUCCUCCCACCAUCUGCAAACCACAGCUUCCCCAGCACAUUCACCGUUCAGUCUCCGCUCUGCCAGAAGAGACGUCUCAAGCGUGAACUGUGUUGUACAGAAGUUGCUUCUGACUUAAAGAGUUAAAAUGGUACCAGUUCUGUGAAUAAAGGUAUUUUUCCACAA